GCGAGUAGGAAGCGCGAGCGCCGGGCGCCGGGGCUGUCAGUGAGCUUGGGGCCAGCGAGUGUGCGAGCGAGAGAGCGAGAGAGCGAGCGAGAGAGCGGCUCCGGUUCCGCUCAGCGCAGCGCAGCGCCGCGCCGGCUCCACUCUCCGCGCAGCCGCCUCAGCCCCUUGCCCGGGGUCGCCCGGCGCCUCUCCUCCGCCGGCCGGCUCGCCCGCCCACCCCGGCCCUCGCCGGCUGCUGCUCCCCGGCGGAGGCAAGAGGUGGUUGGGGGGGACCAUGGCUGACGUUUUCCCGGCCAACGACUCCACGGCGUCUCAGGACGUGGCCAACCGCUUCGCCCGCAAAGGGGCGCUGAGGCAGAAGAACGUGCACGAGGUGAAGGACCACAAAUUCAUCGCCCGCUUCUUCAAGCAGCCCACCUUCUGCAGCCACUGCACCGACUUCAUCUGGGGGUUUGGAAAGCAAGGCUUUCAGUGCCAAGUUUGCUGUUUUGUGGUUCACAAGAGGUGCCAUGAAUUUGUUACUUUUUCUUGUCCGGGUGCGGAUAAGGGACCUGACACUGAUGAUCCCAGGAGCAAGCACAAGUUCAAAAUACAUACCUACGGGAGCCCCACCUUCUGCGAUCACUGUGGGUCAUUGCUAUACGGACUCAUCCACCAGGGGAUGAAAUGUGACACCUGUGACAUGAAUGUCCACAAGCAGUGUGUGAUCAAUGUCCCCAGCCUCUGUGGAAUGGAUCAUACCGAGAAGAGAGGGCGGAUUUACUUGAAGGCUGAGGUCACCGAUGAGAAGCUCCAUGUCACAGUUCGAGAUGCAAAAAACCUGAUUCCCAUGGAUCCAAACGGGCUCUCAGAUCCUUACGUGAAGCUGAAACUCAUUCCUGAUCCCAAGAAUGAAAGCAAACAGAAAACCAAAACCAUCCGCUCCACACUAAACCCCCAGUGGAAUGAAUCCUUUACAUUCAAAUUGAAACCCUCUGACAAAGACCGACGACUAUCUGUAGAAAUCUGGGACUGGGAUCGAACCACGAGGAAUGACUUCAUGGGAUCGCUUUCCUUCGGUGUUUCAGAGCUAAUGAAGAUGCCGGCAAGCGGAUGGUACAAGUUGCUGAACCAAGAAGAAGGGGAAUACUACAAUGUGCCCAUUCCAGAGGGCGACGAAGAUGGAAAUGCAGAACUCAGGCAGAAAUUCGAGAAAGCCAAGCUGGGGCCCGCUGGCAAUAAGGUGAUCAGUUCCUCAGAAGACCGGAAGCCUUCCAACAACCUGGACAGAGUGAAGCUCACCGACUUCAACUUCCUCAUGGUGCUGGGGAAAGGGAGUUUCGGGAAGGUGAUGCUGGCCGACCGAAAGGGAACAGAAGAGCUGUACGCCAUCAAAAUCCUGAAGAAGGACGUGGUGAUUCAGGACGAUGAUGUGGAGUGUACCAUGGUGGAAAAGCGGGUCCUGGCCCUGCUGGACAAGCCGCCCUUCCUGACGCAGCUGCACUCCUGCUUCCAGACAGUGGAUCGACUGUACUUCGUCAUGGAAUACGUCAACGGCGGAGACCUCAUGUACCACAUCCAACAAGUGGGGAAGUUUAAGGAGCCACAGGCAGUGUUCUAUGCAGCUGAGAUUUCCAUCGGAUUGUUCUUCCUUCAUAAAAGAGGCAUCAUCUAUAGGGAUCUGAAGCUCGACAAUGUCAUGCUGGAUUCAGAAGGACACAUCAAAAUUGCCGACUUUGGGAUGUGCAAGGAGCACAUGAUGGAUGGGGUCACGACCAGGACCUUCUGUGGGACUCCAGAUUACAUUGCCCCAGAGAUCAUUGCUUAUCAGCCUUAUGGAAAAUCCGUGGAUUGGUGGGCCUACGGCGUCCUGCUGUAUGAGAUGCUAGCUGGACAGCCUCCAUUUGAUGGUGAAGACGAAGAUGAACUGUUCCAGUCCAUCAUGGAACAUAACGUUUCCUACCCCAAAUCCUUAUCCAAGGAGGCUGUCUCCAUCUGCAAGGGACUGAUGACCAAACACCCAGCCAAGCGGCUGGGCUGCGGGCCCGAGGGCGAGCGGGACGUGAGGGAGCAUGCCUUCUUCCGGAGGAUCGACUGGGAGAAACUGGAGAACAGGGAGAUCCAACCACCGUUCAAGCCCAAAGUGUGUGGCAAAGGAGCCGAGAAUUUCGACAAGUUCUUCACCAGAGGACAGCCCGUCCUCACGCCGCCGGAUCAGCUGGUCAUCGCGAACAUAGACCAGUCUGAUUUCGAAGGGUUCUCCUAUGUCAACCCCCAGUUUGUGCACCCCAUCAUACAGAGCUCAGUAUGAGAAUCGCCAGCAAGAACCAUCACCUCCCCACGUCCCCAGCACCCCCAGCAGCAGGAAGUGAUCCUUAACCCUAAAAUUUUAAGGCCACGGCCUUAUGUCUUUGUUCCACAUGGAGGCCUGAAAAUUGUAGGGUUAUUAGUCCCAACGUGAUCAGCUGUCCAGGGUCUCACUGUUAAAACCAAGAAUGUUAUCUUAGCAGAAGACAAAAUCGGUGUAGUGUGGCCAGUUUGAUCAUGUAGAUGUUGCACCUUCCGUAGGCUAACCCUUCCCAGGCAAAAAGCAGACUUUUACCCUCCCCCCUUUUUGGGUACGAUUUGAUAUAUUUUCCAUAUCCUUUGGCUGGAUGUCACCAUCAGGAUCCCCCAAGCAGAGAUGUGAAAAUGGACACCUGCCCCCCGCCUAGGGGACUGGAAGCAUGUCUCCAGAAUGAAGGAAUGAGGAGCUCGGAGAGGGAGUCAGGAAGGGCCAGGACUGGGGCAGCCUUCAGGAUACUCCCAUCUGCCGUGUUCUCUGCCUCCAUGGAGACAGACCCUCAGGUCAAUCGGAGAGGCCAGGAUGAACUAACCCCCAUCCCCCAACGAUGACAUGGCAUAUCCCAACCCUAGCCCAACGGACACCAGCUUCGAGAAGGAAGACCAUCUCCAAGGAGCACUGGUGACUCUGUCACCUGGCCCCCUACUUGGUGGGUAACUGUCUUGAUACUUGCAAAAUUUUUUAAGAGGCCAAACCGUGAAGGACUUUGCUAAGCAAGCACAUGGAAUCAUUUCAGAUGACACAAGAGCAGUGUGUAUGGGUGUCCCUAAUCUCUGGGAGCUGGCUCCUCCUUCUAGGGUGCCAUCAGAAACCAUGCCACUACUCACGCAUCUUGUUAGCCAACCCCCUCCUUCCCCCCGACCCCCUUGCCACCUAUGUUAUCACCCUCCCUGAAAAUCUGAAGUGUGUGCCCCAUCCCCUUUUGUACUUAUUUAUUUAUUAGGCUGCAGUAACAUUUAGAAAAGUACGCUGUACAGGAACCUAAGCUGGUGACUCCAGCAUCAGUCCCCUCUGGCUGACCUCCCCGUCCCUCCACUAGGCCCCGACGUCCACUUGGGGGUGGAAGGCAAUGUGGGUUGGGUCCCCAUUUCCAGUCCCCAUUGGAUGACACUCCUGGAGCGAUAGAAUCAGGACACAGGAUGCUCUAUGAGUAGAAGGAUUUUCAUACGUUUUGCAGAUGCAUCAUGCAAUGAAUUUUGCAUGUUUCUAAUAAACCUUAAUAACAAGUGAAAUCUAUAUUAUUGACAUAACCAUAUCAAGUAUAAAGAGAGUAUUAUAUAAUAAUUUUAUAAGACAUAAUCGUGCUCUGUGAAGGCUCAUGUUUCUAACCUCUGUGAUUAAGUUUAUAGAUUCAUUCUUUGCUGAGAUGCCUCCGUAGCUCUGCCCCUCCCUUCCACCAUCCACUCCUCCGUGUUGCAUCUUGGCCCCAUAUCCAGUACGUUGAUUAUUUUUUUCAAUGUAGAUCUAAUUUUAGAAACAAAUGGCUCCUUCCCAUGCCCAGCUAGGCUUGCCCUGUACACGAAUGUACAUAGUCCAUCCUCCUUGCGGACAGAUGUGGUGUUGGUAGCAAUGACCUUAGAGAUGCAGCCUCUGCACUUCGUGAUGCUGUCCUCUGUUUGGAUUCCUCACCAUUCUUCCUCUUGCGGAUAGCUGCAAGUCUCUGUAACUUCCCCGGAUAAGGGCUGUGCGUGCACUUAAGGCGGUAUCACAGCACCUGGACUGAACUGAGUGUGUGUGUGUGUGUGUGUGUGUGUGUGUGUGUGUGUGUGUGUGUGUCUGUCUGUGCGUGCACAUGUGUGCAUGUAUUUGCUCAUUCCUCUUCUCAGCCUUAUGGCUGUUGAUAACUCUGGGGUGACAGGGACCAGGAGACUCCCUUCUUUGCUAUAUCCCGGGACACCCUGGAGUCUUGAGGUCCACAUGCUGUCCCUGGGUAACCUGCCAUUUGCUCCAACAUGUGCAGACCUCAUGAGACGAACCACGUGUGUACCACCACCACCAGCCCAGUCAUGUCUGGCAGGUGCCAAGGGACUCCGUGGGGAGCAGGGUCAGGGUAUGUCCAGCCCAUAGGUUGCAGAAGACCUAAAAAUUAUUUGGUUUGGUCCUGCCAAGAAAACCAAAGGUAGUACUCCAAAUUCAAUAAAUCCAUAGCAGGCUAAUUUUUAAAUUGGUCAUUUGGUGAAUGAGAUUACAAAUAUCCAGUGGCCCUUAGUCGCAAAAAAAAAAAAACAUCCCCUAGUGCUCGUGGAGGCUGCCCUUGCCUUCCACAUGUUGCCAGAAUUGGCCCCUCCCCAUUCAACAAUGGCCUCAGAAGAGCUAGACUUCUGCAGGAUAAAAGUGACCAUGACAGUAGCUGUUGGUCCAAAUCAGCUGUUAUAUUCACACGCCUCCCACUCCAGGCAGGAGUCUCCCAGCUCAGCUGUCUUCACAGUGGCUAUAGCAUUUGUCUGGAAUUCAUGGCUUUGAGGCGAGACUCAGGCUGUGCACUUUGGCUCUCAAGGACCCUAACUCAGGGCUCUCUACAUGCCCACUGGUCAGUGUGUGCCCACAGAAAAGGGGCUGAUCUGUAGACAGCUCAGGAGACACAAAGUCCAGCUGCCAGCCCCAACACAGAAGCAGCAGGCUAGCUGACCCCAGCCUGUCCCCCAGGAGUCGAGCAAAAUCCUGCAGAGAGACACCUGUCAGCAGGUGUGUGUCCUUUCAGAGUGUAAGCGACAGACCCUGAGCCUGGAGCCCAGCCCUCUGCCAAAGAAGCAAUCUCCAGAGCAAAUCAGGAGGGGCAGGAAUAAGCAGGGCCUGUGAAGGACUGCCACGGGGUCAGCUGUUGGCUUACACGGUGCUGGCUGUGGGCUUGCCCCAAAUCUAAGGCUGAGCAGUGAAGCAGUUAUUGCUAAAAGACUAACUCAUGUGGGCAACUGCUCAUGACUCCUGCCUCUCCCACAAAUCAGUCUAUCAAAUUCCAUUCCAUCAUCCCACAUCUGGGUCCUUUGUGCGAAGUGACAUGGCAGAGAUGGUUCCAGUGUUCAAGCCUGGCAUCUAAAAUGUGCAUCUUGGAUGGAGCCUCAGGUUCCCCAGGGGACCCUCCACUAACUACCUGCCGCUGUUGCCAGGGCCUGUAGGGGAAAUUCUAGUAUAAUCUGAAACUCCACAGGACCCACAAGGUGGUGACCCCAAAAAGAUCACUGAAAGUCACUUUGCAUUAUGUUGAGUGGUGAGACACAGGUUAAAGGGCUGGCGGAAGACACGGUGCUGCACCUGCAGUCACCAGGUGCCCAGGUUGAAUGGAAGGAACCCAAGGCUGCUUCCAGGGGCAGCCCUCGGAGGCCUGUACAGACUUCCCUGCAGAACUCCAUGCAGAGGUGGACAGGAAGCCCAGGGAAACCCCAGGAAACCAAACGAUGGCUCCCCCGGUGGCCUCAGCAGAGGAGGGGGCUUGCUGCAGUGAGGGUGCCGGUGCCCAUGAAAGGGCCAAGAAGGGCAAGGUGGCGAGCGGGAGGCUGCAGCAUGUCCUGCGGCUUUGCUGUGGGGAGCCAUGGAAGCCACUGCCUGCGGGCCCUUGAACCUAUUUUUGCCAGACACAGCUUGUACCUCCUACCCCCGGCUGCCAGCAACACCCCUUCCUGCCACAGCAGCCCCUGCUCUUGCCUGAAGCAGCUCCUCAUUCUCUCAGGCAGUGGCUAGCAGGGAGAGGCCACCCAGCAGGAGAGAUAGAGCCACUGAAAGUGAAUGGGAAAGUGGCAAAAAUAGACGAGGCAGCCACAGCCAUUCACACCUGCUCCCUCAAGGAAGAGCUGGGGGAUGGGGCCGGACUGUGUUUUGUCAGCCCUGCUCAGUGGGAGUCUGAGGUUUUUUAAAAGCUUCAGGCAAUACCACCUGACCGUGACUUUCUCACUUUGGUCAUGUGAAGCACCCUCUGUUGUUUUGGGCAGUAGUCUCGAUUCCAGCUUCCAUGCGGUCCAGCCACCUGCUCCCCCUACAGAGUGCCACCUUCAGGACCAGGAGGGCAGAGGCCCAGGCAGGUCACAGGGACAGUUGUGACCCUGAGCAAGAGAGCAUAAACACUGCGCUAGUUAAUGACCCAGGAGUAUUGGGAAAUGUGUUUGCCAUCUGUUUCUUUCAGCUGCUUCGGUUACUCGUUUUGGUUCAUCCUGGGCAGUCUGCUUUUUCCCAACUUUUCCCAUUUGAGCCAGGGCAGUACAUCCAGGGAGUGCAGCGUUGUCUGUGUUGGAAGUUCCAGGAUGCUGGGAAAUGCCUCCUGAGUUAUACAAGGAUGAAGAUAAAAUGGCAUCAGUCACCAGUUGUAUUAACUCUGUGAUGUCGGGGCGAUGGCUGGGGUAGAGGCGAGAUUGGCUGUGAUUACCCUGGGCUCCACUGUGUGGUCAGCCCUCAGUUGUUGAUGGUGUCAAGCCACACUUAGCCAUUGAACAGCCUUACGAUGUCCCUAAGCCUGAAACCCACAGGUUCCAAAGACCUUUUGUUUUUUAACCUUAUCUAAGAAAUAAAUGUGUUAACUCCAACAGAGCAACACUGUAUACUGGGAUCUUUGUACUUUUUUAUAGAAAACUUAAAUAACUCUUUUAAAAAUGAAUUUUUAAAACAAAGCUGCUGUCACUGCUGUCAGUUUCCAAGAUUCCAGUCACGGAGUCUGUGGGCAGACUCCACUGGCCUCCACUAGAGUGCCCCCAACCCACAGCCCCACUGCAGACUUUUCCCAUGGUGGUGGACUCUCAGUUAAGAAUCUGAGACUGCCUGCAUUUUUAGUGAACACCGGAGACAAAUCUAGAAACUUCUAGGUGGUAGGAAAACCAGCUUUAGGGUCCCCCCUCCAGAUGUGGCUAUGGGACAGUAUUCCCAGAGAUCUCGGGGCCCUUUUCCUCGCUCGCUCUGUGAGGGUCUGUGACCACCUGUUGACCAAAGGAGGAGACAAUGUGUCAUUUCUGUCCCAGCCUUCUGGGGCCCCAGGUUUCCAUACUAGGGGGAGAUUCAGAGCCGCUCUUGAAAGAUUUCGCUCACUUGGAAUCCCUCCAGCUCCUCGAACAGAAACAGGAGAUGGCAGCAGACUCACCUGCCGGCCUCCUCUUUUGUGGAAGGAGACAGAACCUGCCCUGCAGAAAGCGGCUGUCAAGGCCACCCUCGAAGGGCGGCUAUGUGAUGUCAGGUUGAACAACCAAGUCCGUGGCUUCUCCUUUAAUGUAAGAGUCUCCACUCCUGGGUGGGUUUGCAGACUCGAGUUUCUCUCUUUCCUGGGGGGCUGUAAUCUCCCAGGGAGGGAAUCUAAGGUGUCUCUUAAGUCACACCUCCUCUCCCUUCUCCUCGGGUCUUUCACAGUAUCUUUUAUUUAGAUGGUCAGAAACAUUUGCACCCUUGCUUUUGCUCUGUGUGUGUGUGUGUGUGUGUGUGUAAGAACAUGCCAUGUUUAAAUUAUUAAUUGAAAAAAAAAACCAUCAUUUAAGAACCCAAAUGUGCACAGAGGAAGAGAUGGAAGAUGAGGGUAUUUUUUUUUUCCUUUCUGUAGAAGCACCUACUGACAAGAUAUUUCUUCCCAAGCAGGUGAGAUGGGUGUGUAAAUGACCACAUUGCUCCAUUUGUACAACUUCUGAUCUGUGUUUGCAUGCGAUGCUUUGUUACAUACAUUAGCUGUGGUUUGGAAGCAAGUGUGUUCGAAUAAAGAUAACGAUCAUUCCUCGCA
Ochotona curzoniae (black-lipped pika) is the source of this 8009-nucleotide messenger RNA. RefSeq names its product protein kinase C alpha (gene PRKCA). Gene Ontology annotation, biological process: protein phosphorylation. The transcript has 17 exons. NCBI's taxonomy places the organism in Eukaryota, Metazoa, Chordata, Mammalia, Lagomorpha, Ochotonidae. The coding region runs from base 275 to 2290 and encodes 671 amino acids. The record is from RefSeq and is a predicted model, not a curated record. Gene Ontology annotation, molecular function: zinc ion binding; diacylglycerol-dependent serine/threonine kinase activity; ATP binding.